Anopheles coustani is the source of this 5073-nucleotide messenger RNA. It is a transcript of the gene SCAR, whose product is annotated as actin-binding protein WASF3. The transcript has 6 exons. Bases 1242 to 3206 code for a protein of 654 amino acids. Lineage: Eukaryota; Metazoa; Arthropoda; Insecta; Diptera; Culicidae. Gene Ontology annotation, molecular function: Arp2/3 complex binding; actin binding; protein kinase A regulatory subunit binding. The record is from RefSeq and is a predicted model, not a curated record. Gene Ontology annotation, biological process: positive regulation of Arp2/3 complex-mediated actin nucleation; actin cytoskeleton organization. Gene Ontology annotation, cellular component: SCAR complex; cytoskeleton.
UGUGCGAAAGGAACCGUUCGUCUUCGAGAGGUAGAGAAGAAAAAUACCAAAAUCCCUCAAAGUAAUCCAGUGGAGGUCGAAUUGAAACUGAAUCUUUGUCCCGUAGACCACACCGUUCACGCAGUGCAGGGUAGGAAACUACGGCAAACCGUACGUCGACGUCAUCUGCGCGUAAGAAAAGUGCCCCACACGAAGAAAAGGUGCUGCACGGGAAGCUCCUUCGUGGCAUUCGCCUAAAGUGAGUGCUCAAACAUCCAUCAUCUUCAUCCGUGUUAAAAAGCACGUCUUUCCUACAAACAGGCAUCUCCGAUACGUCACAAGCGGCAGUGUUGUGUAUGUGCAUGAGUGUUCGUGUGAAAAUCGUAAUGAAAAUCGAAAUCGGCAUCGAUACUACGGCGCCGUAGCCAAGGAAACGCCAAGGGCUGGUGGGGGGUUUCGUUCGGAGUUUGAAAUCGGGCCUCGCGGGGAAGCAAGAGAAGUGAAUCUGUAUUUUAAUGGUGCAGCGCGUGGCAAACCGGAAAUCAGCAUCCAACCGUACGCUCGUUUCCACAGUUUGAGAAAGCAGCGAAACAAAGCAAAGGCGAAGAAACGCCUCUAAAACACCCUAAGGAGUUUGCAAAGAUUGUGUAUGCAAAGGAAGAAAAAAAAACGCCCGGCCUACUUUUCUGGCACAAACGUCAGACGGUAUCAGUGCGCGGUUUGACAGGUGCGACCGUCAAAACGCAGCCACAAAACUAGUGAAGAAAUCGGAAACCAGUUUUCAGGUUUUUUAAAGAAGCCUCGUUCCCGUAAAGUGCUCUAGCGGCUCCGAAGACAAACGGAAAUUGUACAAAUCACAUCUCUCUCGACAUUCGAAGCAAUCUAAGCCCCAGCCAGAAUACGCCCAGCAACAACGAUGAAAAAAUGUUUAAAAUGUAGUUGCGUCCAACGGUGCAGGGACAUGUAGAGAGUGAAUCGCUAGUAGAGAUCAUCAUCAUCAUCAUCUUCUUCUUGUUUGCUGGUGGAUUAAAGCAUACUGGAAAAUAGCAAAAACGUAAGCCAUCGUACAGAUUGCGCUUUAAAAUUGCGUUUGGAGAAAGCUUCUUCCCUCCCCGGGUAACGAGCGCCCGCGCGCGCGCGUGUGUGUGUGUGGAGGCUCCAUUAGGGCUCCAAGGCGCGGUGGUACACGCACGCACGCACGUCCGUUAAGUUGGGAGAAAUUUAUUAAUUAGUUUCGCAGCGAAUAGUAAAGAAACUGCAACAUGCCGCUACCGAAGCGCCUGGUGCAACCGGUCUUCGUCGCACGGUCGGUGUACGUGCGCGAGGAGCUUCCGGCCGAGCUGGAGACGGUCACCAACACCACGCUGACCAAUAUCGUCCGUCAACUGUCGUCGCUGUCGAAACAUGCGGAGGAUUUGUUCGGCGAGUUGGCACGGGACGCGGGAGGGCUGGCUGAGCGGGCCAAUUCGCUGCAGGCCCGUAUCGACCGGCUCGCGAUUAAGGUAACGCAGCUCGAUAGCACCGUCGAGGAGGUGUCCCUGCAGGACAUUCAGCUGAAGAAGGCGUUCAAAAGUGCCACCAUGUUCGACCAGCAGAUCUUCUCCCGAGCAACGAUGCCGUCGGCGAUGCUGGAGGUUUAUAAGGCUUGCGAUAAACCACCUCCAUUGGAUAAACUGAACUGUUACCGGGACGAUGGAAAGGAUGGACUGAAGUUCUACACGGAUCCGAACUACUUCUUCGAGCUGUGGCGGCAGGAGAUGCUGAAGGACACCGAGCGUGUGAUGCACGAUCGUGGAAAGAAGGUGCACAAACCGCGCGCCGACGGUGGUGCGGAUGGUGGUGGCGGCCGGCAGAAAAAGCGCCCUCGAGCACCGCAUAAUACGCGCGAAAAGCAGCGUCAGCGUGCGAUCGGCCACGGCGAGACGUUGAUGCCAAAUAACGUUAUCUAUCGCACACCGAAUGCGAUCCCCGGCUCGAACGAGGAAGCCAUCUACAACAGUGCGAUGGCGGCCGCCGGUGGCAGCAUGAUCUACGAUUCACGGUCCUCGUCGGCCAUGGGAGGCAGCAGCGGCGCGGCACGGCCAAACUCGAUCGAGCUGCGACGAAGCUACCAGCAACCGAACAGUGGAGAAAUGGUCGAUGGAAGUGGCGUCGGUUAUGCGCCUCCCUCGCCGGGCGGCGGUGGCUACCAUCAACAGCAGAUGCCCCCUCACCUGCAAAACCAAAUGGUAUCGAAUCAGCAUCCGAACAGCAUCUACCAACAGCAGCAACAACCGAUCUAUACCGACCAGUAUGGCAACCCAUCGCUGUACGGUUCCAGCUUGAACCAGAAUUCGCAGGAAAGUCUCUACGCGCCGGGCACUCCGUCACGAUCGAAAUCGCGCCCUUCGCAACCACCACCCGCUCCGCCUUCGUCCGGUAGUGGUGGAGGUACGCCGAACGCUUCGAACGCUAACACACCCACGCGCAGCCGUAGCCUCUCGACCGGACGGGACAACUUGCCACCACCGCCACCGAUCCCCGAGGGUCUUCAGUCACCCCCGCACACGAUGGCCAACGGGGGCACCAGUGUGGCCGCCAAGCUGCUCCUCAACCGGUCCGGCUCGCGAUCGGGCUCUCCGCAGCUGGGCAUGACUGGCGGACCGGGACAAGCGCAGCAACAUCAGCAACAUCAGCAGCAGCAAGUGGUCGUACAGUCGAUGAUGGACCAGAAUCAACUGGCGCUCGCCCAGCUCAACCAGCAGAUCAACAAUCUGAACAAUCUCAACAUGCAGCUGAACCAGAUGUCGAUGAACGACCUGCCACCACCGCCGCCAAUCCCGGAACAGCUGUCGCCCAAACAAUCGCCACCAAAUGUUGCACCGCCGCCACCUCCGCCACCUCCGCCAAUGCUGGAUGGUCCAUUGAGCCCAUCGAAGCCACCGCUGGCCAACGGUGAUCUGUACAACAUGCCGAAGAUGCAUCAGCUGAAGAAAAUUCCACCUCAGGAGAAGAUCACAUACGACGAUCCACGCAGUGAUCUUAUGAAAGCCAUCCGUGACGGUAUCAAACUGCGCAAGGUGGAAAAACAGAACCACGAGGCGAAAGAGAACGAUCGCAACAAGGGUCUGCACGAUGUCGCCUCGAUCCUGGCACGGCGCGUCGCCAUCGAGCUGUCCGAAUCGGAGUCAUCCGAGAGCGACGACGACAGCGAGGGCUGGCAGGAAACGAACGAAACGUCCGCAUGACAUCCGGAGAGCGUGACCGCCGGCGGUGGUGGUAAGAAGAAAUGAAAACACCUGUAGCUUCCCUUUCGCUAGGAAGGGAGCACGCCCCUCUUCCCAACCGGCAGAAUUCCGCCGGCCACAAUAUUCAUCGAGGUAAGGCAGAAGAAGAGGAAGAUGAAGAAGUGUGUUUUGUUUUCUCGUCAAAAGAGUAGACCACAGCCAAACGAGCAACUUUUGAUAAGGAACGCGAGGAGAUAUAGUGUACGUUAUAUGCAUGUAUGCAUUUAUGUCUAUGAGCUCAUGGGGGGUGUGUGUAUCUGUGUUGUGGAAAACAACUCUCGUCUUCUUUUUCUUCUUCUUCUUGUUUCCCAGCCAGGAGCGUUCUACAAAAAAACGGGUUUUUCUUUUGCGUUCUAUAGUUGGAUAUAUUUAUUUCGUGACGCUAAGUUAGAUCCGGACAGCGUGGGGAAAAAAUGGAUGCGAACAAAUCGCAUUACGCUUUGGUAAUGGGGUGAUGUAGCCGGAAUGACGAAUCGAGAUUAUUAUUAGUUGUGUAUAAAACAUGCUCAACGAAAAAUAAAGCAUAAUGUUCAGUUUUGUUAGUUUCGUUUUCGUUUUGUACAAAGAUUAUUUUCACUAUUUAUAGGCAGAGAAAAAUGAAGGAAGGGGGGGGGAAUGAUCAUCCAACGUUACCGUCGAGACAGGAUCAUGAUGAUCGUACAGUAAAAGAGGUUCACUUGUUAAGACAUUCUGUAUAGAUUACUUGUAAUUCCUUUUAUCUUUCCUAUUUUGUAACGACUUAUAUAAAACACAGAUAUAUUUUUUACCUUGUAGGAAAAGAAAGACGAAAAGUGCGGGUACAAUGGCACUUCAAACGGCUGGCGUGUUGGCAAGCCAAAUGUUGGCAGCAUUUGCCUAAAGUCAAAAAGGUUCUUACGGAAAUCAAAAAUACACUGGAACAUGAAACAAAACAAGUUGCAUUAGCAAAACAAACAAAAAAUCUUAACCACAAGCGUAGCACAGUACUAGUUGGAGUUGCAGUUUAUAUGAAAACUAGUAAAACCACUCACUCACAAAUAAAAUUUAUAUUCAUAGCGUUACACCAAUUAUGUAGCCGUAUAUAUGAGAUAUAUAGUGCGAAACACGAAUGCCAAAAGGACGAAAAAGGAAACACGUAGGAAGCGUUUUUGAAAAUGUAGCGAACAAAAUAACCACAGCAAAUACAUGAUGAAAAGUGUGUGUAUGCAUCACACUCUCAAAUGCAACAUCCAUUUUCAGAUAAGGGUUCGUAGAAUUUUCAUACAGCGAAGCAACUUUAACAUGUGUAUUGCAAUGCAUUUAAAUUCAUUGGUCAACUUUCGAUGCCUAAAACAGCGGCUAGUGAUUUUGAAGAUAUUUUGAUAGAUUGUUGCUUUCAAAAAAAAAAAAUAAUAAUAAUAAAUACGCAAGGCAAACUAUUCGUAUCAUUUACGUAAAGAUGUUUUUCGUACCAUGAUCUGUUUAGUGGCUGUAAACAAGUACGUCAUAUUUUCAAGCUAUUUCGAAUCACACAAAAUAGCUAUUGAUUUACCCUGAAAAUAUGGGUCGAUUGAAUCCUAUCUAUUCUCAACACACAACGAUGCUACGCUUGUUUAGAUUGAAACAUACUAUUUUGUUUGCGAUAAAACAGUUAAGAGAAAAUUUAGGCACACACAUAAUGGUUUGAAAGUGAGAACAAAAAAAGACAUUAAUAAUUAGAAUAACCAAUGGAAUGAAACAUUUAAAAAAGCAUGAAGCAAAUAAGCAUACUCGAGCCCAGCCCUUGGUAGACGUUGAAGUAACAGAUGAGAUAGUAACGAAAUGAAAAAAAAACUGUUGCAAAAAUUAUAUCGCUCAAAAUUGCGCCAAU